CGCACUAUAUUUUUACUACUCCAUUGCUACUUGUAUAUAAAUGAAAAGCUAAGUGUAUCGCUAAUAAAAUAAAACACAAACUUUAAUCGCAUAAUUGUGUAGUUGAUAAUCAUCAUGGUUAAAGAAACAAAGCUAUAUGAUAUUUUACAGGUUCAGCCUGAUGCUGCUCCUGAUCAAAUAAAAAAAGCCUACCGUAAACUUGCUCUAAAGUAUCAUCCUGAUAAAAAUCCUGAUGAACCUGAAAAGUUCAAAGAAAUUUCUGCUGCAUUCGAAAUACUAAGCGAUCCCAAAAAAAGGGAGAUUUAUGACAAAUAUGGUGAAAAAGGAGUCAAAGAAGGUGGUGGUGACAUGCAUUCACCCUUUGAUGUGUUUGAUAUGUUCUUCGGGGGUGGUGGAAGACGCCGACAUCCAGGAGAAAAAUCAAGAGGUCGAGACACUGUACACCAACUUAAAGUUUCGCUUGAAGAAUUGUAUAAUGGUGCUGUUCGUCAGCUUGCUGUUCAAAAAAAUGUCAUUUGCUCUGAUUGUAAUGGUAUUGGCGGGAAAGCUGGGUCUGUACAGAAAUGUAAUAACUGCAAUGGAACUGGAGUCGACGUGAAGUUACGUCAAAUUGGACCAGGUAUGGUGCAGCAAAUUCAACAACCUUGUCGUGAAUGCAACCAAACAGGUGAAAAAAUAUCUGAUAAGGACAGGUGUAAAAAAUGUAACGGAAAUAAAGUUAUUAAAGAACGUAAAGUUCUAAAAGCUAAUAUAGACAAAGGAAUGAAAGACGGUCAAAAAAUUGUUUUUGAUGGGGAGGGUGACCAAGCUCCAGAUACAGAGCCAGGAAAUAUUAUUUUAGUUCUUGAUGAAAAAGAGCAUGAGAUCUUUCAGCGUAAAGGUCGUGACUUGCAUAUAAAUAUGGAUAUCGGACUUGCAGAAGCAUUAUGCGGAUUUACUAAAGUUGUAACAACACUCGAUAAAAGAAACCUUGUUGUGACCUCUCUUCCUGGUGAAAUUAUUCGUCCCAAUGAGUUAAAAUGUGUUAUGGAUGAAGGUAUGCCAACACAUAAAAAUCCAUUUGAAAAAGGCCGCCUGGUUAUACAUUUCAAUAUCAAAUUUCCAGAAGAUAAUUGGCUGGACACAAAAAAAUUACAUUUACUCGAAAAACUAUUGCCACCUCGAGAAAAGUAUGUAGCUGCUGAUCUUUCGGAAGAAGUUUUCUUGUCGAGAGUUGAGGAUUUGCCUCAUUAUCAACAAGAACGAAUGGAUUAUGAUGAAGGUAAUGAAGAGCAACAUGGUCGACAAGGUGUUCAGUGUCAAACUUCAUAAUUUUUUUCUAUGAAUAAUGUAAUUUUGUAUUAUUCAAGAAUAUGGUCGGUCGUUCUAAUA
Messenger RNA from Hydra vulgaris (swiftwater hydra), 1371 nucleotides. Its product is annotated as dnaJ homolog subfamily A member 1. NCBI's taxonomy places the organism in Eukaryota, Metazoa, Cnidaria, Hydrozoa, Anthoathecata, Hydridae. Gene Ontology annotation, cellular component: cytosol; cytoplasm. Gene Ontology annotation, molecular function: ATP binding; Hsp70 protein binding. The record is from RefSeq and is a predicted model, not a curated record. Gene Ontology annotation, biological process: response to heat; protein refolding.